AUGGAUCAACUGGUGUUCGAUUUAAAUGCAGCAUUAAAUGAAACGUAUUCAAAAACGAUAACGAGAACAACGAAGUCAAAACGACGAAAAAAACGUACAACAACUAAUAAUAGUUCAAAUAGUGUGAAUAUCGCAUGUCGUUCCGAUGUGUCAGAUAGUACAACUCAAGAAAAUUUAACAUUAAGAAUGACUUGUCACAGUGAGGGAGAAGAUUUUGAAAUACCUUCAAAGUCUGAUUCAACGUCUAGAAUUGAUCCAUCAUCAAGACGUCGUCGUCGUCGACCAUUUAAGAAACCAAGCCCUCCGAUAAUUAUAUCAACAUCGACCAAUGUUAUGAUCACUAGUUCUGACCAAUUAAUGAAAAAUCGUGUAAUUGAACAUAUAAAAAUACCAUCAUCAUCAAACAUAACAAACACAUCUGGUAGUGAAUGUGGUGGUAACAACACGUCAAAUUCAAGACAACGUCGACGACAAUAUUUCAGUGAAAGUAGUUGGAAUAAUAACGAAAUGCAUAAUAAUGUUGACACCACCCAUUCUUCUUCCUCGUCCUUUUCAAUAACAACAGUUGGAAAAAGAAAACGUUCGGCUCGCGCAUCAUCUCGUUUCAUUCAUAAUUCUCGUGAGGAUCUUCAUCGGCCAUUGAGUAGUUCAAUGAAUGAAUGCGAACGAACGCUGAUGGAUGACAAUAAUCGAACUGAAAUCAGUAGCAGUAGCAGUUUGAAUUUAAGUGAUAGUGACCCUUCACCAACUAGUAAUGAAGCUGAUGAUGAACAGUCGGAUUUUCCAAGAGAUGAAAGUGUACCGCAUGUUGUAAAAUGGUGGAAAGACAAGAACAAUAAUGCUGCUGCUAAUGGCAAAAUGUUAUCAUCAACAGAUGUUAAUAUUGAAAAAGUAGUAAAUCGAGCAUUUACAGUCAUGUUCCAAUCGUCAAAAACAUCAUUUCGAAAUCGUAUUAAAUCAUAUAUGACUAGUAGAGAAAUUCUGACAGGAAAUCGGCAUACAACAUCUAACGAUAUUAAAAAAUAUAUUUCAACACAUGUGAGAAGACAGUCAAAACUGCUAAGAGAUAACAAACGAUCAUAUCACAAUAGUUAUAAUCAUAAAAGAAGAAAAUAUUGUCAAAUUAAUUCAAAUAAAACUGAUGAAACUUGUCUUAUACCUCCAAUGUCAGCCUCUGCAAGCAAUAUCGGUCAUCAAUUAUUUCAAAAAUUUGAAUGGGAAUCCUGUUUUGAUUUAGGUACAGUCUCAUCUAGAAUUAUAACUCCUGUACAAGUAAUUUAUCAAAAUUAUCGUGGAGGGCUCAGACAUGAGGUGGACUCUUUAAAAACUGACUAUGAAACUAAAGACGAUAGUUUUAAUGAAAAAAUGGAUGGAUAG
Didymodactylos carnosus is the source of this 1377-nucleotide messenger RNA. Lineage: Eukaryota; Metazoa; Rotifera; Eurotatoria; Philodinida; Philodinidae. The record is from the annotation of a GenBank genome assembly.